Molecule: messenger RNA, 1434 nt
Organism: Puccinia triticina
Lineage: Eukaryota; Fungi; Basidiomycota; Pucciniomycetes; Pucciniales; Pucciniaceae
Exons: 3
Coding region: 1-1434 (477 amino acids)
Source: RefSeq, a predicted model, not a curated record
AUGAGCACACGAUUGCAGUCUCGGCUCCCUCAUCGACCUAAUGUAAUAAGCCUACUUCCACUGGCUCCCACUAUUCAAGCGGCACCACCCGCCUCGACAUUGGCUCAGAUUGAGAAACCAGCUAAUCAACCUUUCAUCGAUAUCUCUUCGGACCCUAAACUUGCUUGCUGGACUCGCUCGAUCCAUGUUUUCCCUGCGGCCUACCCUCGUUCUAUUGCUGGAUCAGCCGUUUAUGAGGCUGUUCCUCCCACAAACCCACGCUCACAGGAUGCUGCGAGAAUUGCAGAAGACAUUAGAGCUCGAAACGUAAACGCCGAACGAAGGGUCGAGACUGAAUUGGGUGCGGCCACUAACGAGCCCCAGUUAUUCAUCGCAGCCGCUCGAUAUUUCAACCAUUCAGUGAAAACUCGCCAAAAUAAUGUGAGUGAUGGAGAGCCCAUCACUCUGGUAUUAAGUCAUGCAAACGGAUUCCACAAGGAGACUUGGGAGCCGAUGUUGGCUCAUCUACUCCUAUCUCCAGGGGGUCGAAAAAUCAAAGAAAUCUGGGCGCUUGAUUGCGCUAAUCAUGGUGACAGUGCCAUUCUGAAUCUUCGUACUCUUGGUUUGAAUUUUGAUUGGGCGGAUAACGCUCGCGAUUUACUGAACUUCGUGCUAUCAUACUUACCUGAUCAAAAUUCAUCUGAGUCUAGUCUGCCUAUGGUUUUACCGCCUCUUGACUGCCCGUGUCCACAACUCUUCCGGCUUGACAAGUCGCCUCCGUUGCAUUCCUAUGGCCCAGUCCGUUGGCGUCAUCGAAGACUGGGGCUCCUUGGACACUCCUUGGGUGGCUGCGCGUCCAUGUUGGCAGCUACAUCAAUUCCAGAACUAUUUGCUGAGGUUAUACUGGUUGACCCAGCUGUUAGACCAAAACAUGAUGAAGAAAUUGAGACCGCGGUUGGACUCGCCACUUUUGCCGCGGCCCGGAAAAAUGAAUGGGAGAGUCGAGCGGUGGCCUUGGAAAAAUUUCAGAAAAAUACAAUCUAUUUUGGUCGUUGGGAUCCUCUAGUCUUGAAAAAAUACGUUGAAGAUGCCUUGGGAUCUGGUCAGUUGGUAAAGUUGAAGUGCAACAAGCUUCACGAAGCAUCCGUCUUCACUCAGCCUCACGGUCGAGUUUCUGAAGCAUAUUCCAGGUUCUGGAAUUUGUUCAACGAAAACAUAACAGAAAAACAGACAGUUUCACUGGGUAGCGAUCAUCUUCCAUUUCGAUUUUUCUUGGUACUUGGAAAUCAAGCCGAAUCAAUUGUGCCAGAAGAAGCUGUCUGUAAAUUUGGCUUUGUCAGAAUGAACCAAUCUGGUCACUUAAUUGUUCAAGAGAAUCCACGGGAGUUGGCUGCCUUAAUCUCCAAACAUCUAACCAAAUCAAGAUUCCUUGACCCUGUCCUGUGCAAACUGUGA